Molecule: messenger RNA, 2587 nt
Organism: Vitrella brassicaformis
Lineage: Eukaryota; Vitrellaceae
Source: the annotation of a GenBank genome assembly
CCGGGUUCUCCGCCCUCCCCUGUCCCUUUGUCCCUCCGCCUUUUUCACCCUUGGUUUGAUUGGAAUCGACAGACCGCCCCUGUCCCUCCAAGCCGACUGACUGACGGGUGAGGUGUUUGUGCUGGCCUUGGCCUUCUUUCCUCUCCUCGCCUUGGCUUGGCUGAUGGAGGACCUUCGUGCGAAGGACCAGUUAUGGGCGCAGAGUCCCGCUGGCGACAUGGUGCGGGAUGUGAUCCGGACGCUGCAGGAGAGCGACCCCGAGGUGCCCUCAUCCAUCCAGUCGCUGCAGCCGGAGCUCAAACGGGUCGACAGCGACCCAUCCAUGCCCACCGGGGUGGCUAACGGCAUCACAGGCGACCCAGAACAGAGGCAAUCGUCCUCACAGAUUGCUCAGGUGGGAUGGAUGGAGAGUACCUAGGGGGGAGGGGUGAGCGCACGAUGGAUCUGUGUCUGUGUGUGUGUGUGUGUGUAUUGUGUGGAUGCAGCCAGGAGGUUUUCGGCGUCAGUAUUUGGUGCAUCGCAGGAGGGGCGGCUUCGGCAGACACAGAAGCUACCCACCGUGAGCAGCACACUCGAACAUACAGCUAGCUGGCCACGGACGAGCAGCAGCAGACUGUCCCUUGUAUAUGUAUGUGUGUCCACCUCCCUCUCUCUGUGUCAGUUUGGUUGAGAAGAUCACUGAUCCCUUUUUAUACACCCGUUUCCAGCUCAUGGCCGAUGACGAGGCCGACAGCGAUGAGGCCGACGAGGAGUCCCUCUCACCAGAGUCGGACCGGGGCAGGAGGCGACGCUCUGCUCGCGGCCGGGGCGUGCGGCCGCUCCAGCCGCUGCCCCCCGAGCUGGAAGGCUACGUGGAGCUGGCCGAGUCGGCCGAGGCCGAGAAGGGCAAGCGGGCCAACACGCGGCAGACGGUCAUCACGAUCCUCAAGUCGUUCGUCUGCUCGGCCUUCCUCUUUUUACCGAGGGGCUUCUACAACGGCGGCCUGCUCUUCUCCCUCCUCACCAUGGCGUGCUCGUGGAUCUUCUCUGUGCACUGCAUGAUUCGGCUCAUCAAGUGCGCGAGGCCGGGCCGCGAGAGCUACGGGGACAUUGGCGAAGCCGCCCUGGGCGUCGUGGGCCGCGUGUUUGUGGAGAUCUCCGUGGUGGUCUCGCAGAUGGGCUUCAGCACUGUGCUCAUCAUCCUGUUCUGCACCACGGUGCAGGACUUCCUCAACACCAUCGGCCGCUGCGACCCCUCCUACUAUGUGGGGCUGGGGAUGCUGGUGGCGCUGCAGUUCCCCCUGCAGGCCCCAAUGGCGUGGGUGCGGCGCAUCAAGUACUUCGGGCCCGCCAUGCUGGCUGCCGACUUUUUCCUGGUCUUUGGGAUGCUCAUUAUUUUUGGGUUUGUCAUUGGCCGUCUGUCUGCGUUUGGGGUGCGGCCGGUGCACCUCAUCAACACCAAGUCGUGGCCGCUCUUCGUGGGGACGGCCGUGUACAUGUGGGAAGGUGCGGUGCGCGAACCAGCCAGCCAGCCAGUGGCAGGCAGACACAAGAAGCCAGGGGGGCAUGCCAUUCGCUGUGUGUCCUGUGUCAUGUGUGUGCAGGUGUUGGGCUGAUUUUGCCCAUUCGUUCGUCCAUGAAGGAGCACCUGAAGCCCAAGUUCCCUAUGGUGUGCACACCUGCAGAGAUGUGACACCUACUCAAUCAACGGACCGGACCCCUGCUCGCUCCCCCUGUGUUUGUCUGUCAUGGGUUGUCAGAUCUUGUUUUUCAGUUUGUUGGGCGUGCUGGUGGUCUAUUCGCUUUUCUGCAGCUUCUCGUACCUGGCCUAUGGCUCCGACAUCCGUGACGUCAUCACUGUCAACCUACCUAACACACCCGCCGUAUAUGCCGUCCAGGUACGCUACACGCCAACCACAGGCGCACUCAUACACAGUUCCCUGUGUGUGUGGUCCUGAUCUCUCUCUCUCUCUCUGUGUGUGUGUGUGUGUGUGUGUGUGUGUAGAUAAUGAUGGCCCUGGCAGUGUUCCUGACGACGCCGCUUCAGCUGUUCCCCGCGGCCAAGAUCGUCGAGCACUGGCUAUUCGGCAUCGGGGGGCGCGUGACGCUGCUCAGGAAAUGGAAGAAGAACCUCGUGCGCACUGUCAUGGUACGCACGCAUGAUCAGAUCACAAACCACACCACUCCACAAGCAGACCGACACACAUAUGAUAUGUGGCUGUGCGCUGCGCCUGUCUGUUGCUCUCUUCUCUCAGAUCGCGAUUUGCCUGGCUGUGGGUUACUACGGGCGCCCUGAACUGGACAACUUCGUGGCGCUGGUGGGUGCGGUGUGCUGCGUGCCGCUGAUCUUCAUCUACCCCUGCCUGUUCCACCUGAUCCUGGAGCGGCAGACGGUGUCGCUGGUGGGCAGCGCCACAGACCUCUUCAUGGUCAUCCUGGGGUUCGUCAUGAUGGGAUUCACCGCAUGGCAGGCCAUCGCGACAUGGCACCCCACUGGCAACUUCUCGAGGUGCUCAGAGAUGUUCGACGUCCCACACGCGACGUCCUGACACCCACCUCUUUUGUGUGUGAGAGUGGGCUCAUUUGUUGGGUAGAAGUGAGGAUGGGG